Molecule: messenger RNA, 2874 nt
Organism: Cyphomyrmex costatus
Lineage: Eukaryota; Metazoa; Arthropoda; Insecta; Hymenoptera; Formicidae
Product: paired box protein Pax-6
Exons: 9
Coding region: 15-1631 (538 amino acids)
Biological process (GO): regulation of transcription by RNA polymerase II; anatomical structure development
Molecular function (GO): DNA-binding transcription factor activity, RNA polymerase II-specific; RNA polymerase II cis-regulatory region sequence-specific DNA binding
Source: RefSeq, a predicted model, not a curated record
UCACUGCUGACGACAUGGCACACAAAGGACACAGCGGGGUAAACCAGCUGGGUGGUGUCUUCGUCGGCGGUCGGCCACUUCCGGACUCAACGCGGCAAAAGAUCGUCGAGCUCGCACAUUCGGGUGCACGGCCAUGCGAUAUCUCCAGGAUACUACAGGUCAGCAAUGGCUGCGUCUCCAAGAUCCUCGGCAGGUACUAUGAGACCGGAUCUAUAAGGCCCAGGGCCAUCGGCGGCAGCAAACCGCGCGUGGCAACGGCAGAGGUCGUCAAUAAAAUCUCGCUCUACAAAAGUGAGUGCCCGUCCAUCUUCGCGUGGGAGAUCCGAGAUCGCUUGUUGCAGGAGGGAGUGUGUACGAACGACAACAUUCCGAGCGUGUCCUCGAUCAACAGGGUACUGAGGAAUCUGGCCGCGCAGAAAGAGCAGAGGCAGCAGCAACAACAGCAGCAACAAGGGGUGGGCGCCGUGGGGGUUGGCGUCGGUGCCGGCAGUCCGGCGGAGAGCGUUUACGAUAAACUCAGGCUACUAAACGGACAGACUACCGGCUGGCCGCGACCCAAUCCCUGGUAUCCGUCGAGCGCGGGAAGUCCGUUUUCGUCGAUACAAUCUAGUUUGAGUCCGAGCCAUUGUUCGUCUCUGCCACCGGAUCCAGCGGAUAUAUUGCACGCGAAGAAAGUAACCGAGCUCGAGGGUGGCGCGCACUCGGACGAGACGAAUAGCGGGGGUGACAAUAGCAACGCUGGCAGCGUGUCAGGCGGCGCCGAUGACGAUCAGGCGCGUCUUCGCCUAAAGAGGAAACUGCAAAGGAAUCGCACGAGCUUCAGCAACGAGCAGAUCGACGCGCUCGAGAAGGAGUUCGAAAGAACGCAUUACCCGGACGUGUUCGCCAGGGAAAGACUUGCCGGCAAGAUCGGCCUACCGGAAGCGCGAAUACAGGUCUGGUUUUCGAAUCGGCGGGCCAAGUGGCGGCGUGAGGAGAAAUUGCGCACGCAACGGAGGGAUAAUCCACCACCGCCACCACAGCAGCAACAGCAACAGCAACAACAACAGCAACACACUGCCGGUGUAAGCCUGGUAGGUGCUGGUCAUCCAACGCCGCCGCCACCUUCGGGGAUACUUGGGGGCCAGCCGCCUCCGCAGGCACCACCCUCGCCUCCCAGAAUACACCACGGAUUCGCACCCACUGCUGUGUAUCCCGGAAUACCCAGCAUGCCCGACUCGUAUAGUCCGAUGACGUCGAUGCCGAGUUUCACGAUGUCGGGCGCCAGCCAACAGAACCAGCACACGACGAGUAGCAUGUCCUCGCUGUCCACCGGGGGUGGCAUGAGCCCAAUGGGUAUGACCGUGGGUAUGACCGUCGGACCGAGCCCUGGUGCGUGCCUCCAGCAACGGGAUAAUGGCUAUUCGUGCGGAGUCGCGAGACCACCGAGCUACGAGCCUCUUCAUCUUGGUUACGGCGCCAGGCCAACCUGCAGCCCUACGCAGCCCUAUCACGCGGCGAGCCUCAAUCAAUACAAUCAAAACGCCAGCUCGACCGGUCUAAUAUCACCUGGCGUGAGUGUGCCGAUCGCGGUACCAGGUCAACCGGCACCCGACAUGGCGGCGCAAUAUUGGUCACCGAGGCUGCAGUGACCGUGGUGGUCGUCGAUGUCGACCUCGUCUCCGUAGACUUGAGCUUCUUCAUCUGUUUAACUUACGGUCCGUGUUGCGUACGAGAAAAUGACACACGGUCACGCGAUCGUGAAGCGCAAAGUCUCCGGAAAUCCGCGCGUUAUGGUCGAUCAUGCGUGCGACUGUUCCGUAGUAUAAAAUAAAUCGAAGUGAGCUGUACGUCUCGUUCAAGCCAAAGUUCCAUGUGGAAACGAGUUUGAUCUGUCCGUAUUCGCGUCCGCUCUACUCUCGUUUUUUAUUUUAUUUUAUUUUUUGUCAAACGAGUGCAUUAAUUUCGAAAAACGAGGAAACGUCACUGCGAAUUCGCUGGCGCUUACGAAUAAAGAUCAUCCGAAACACAAAGAUCUCCUCAGUUUGUUACGUCACCUCCGAUGAAGGCGAGGAACUAGAUUUUUAACUAAAUGGCUUUAUCGUGGCUGCUCCGUUUGUGUAAACUGGCGACAAAUCUACGGUGUAUAGUGCUCAUGUAAUUACAAUACAAGAUACGCAUUGAGUUUACAGGCAGAUUAAUCGACUUCUGUGUAUAAUCGUGAAUUUUAUCGCCGUCAAAUCGAAUUUCCGUGUCCCGUGCUGAAAAAAAAUCGAUCUCCGCAUUCGCUAUUGCGACACUUACCGAUCAUGUUUACCCUCAUUCUUAUCAUAGGCGAAUGACUAAUGCUGCUUUCCCACACUUUCACUAACGGUGUUUGAUAUCGUAAUGUGCGAAGAGACACUCUCCUCUUUAUUUCGAUGUUAUUAAUCGCAGAAUAUAAGUCAUAGAAACACACAAUCGUUGUUAGACCGUAUUAAUACACCAAUCUGUGACAAUCCGUGAUUUUCAUAUGACAUGAUACAUGAAUGAUCGGCGAGAUGGAAAAAUCUCUCAAAGCAUCCUCUGCAUAUGUACACCUUUGUAAGCUCCCUUUUAAUUCGUACAAUUAUAUCUCCGAGCCGAGACAUCUUUGAAAUAGAACUGAGCAAGGUGAGACGCGGUAGAAUAAAAAAAAAAGAAGAAAGAAAAAGAAUACGAAUCGUCGGCAAUGUGCAACUCGUGUAAAAAUAAUUAGCGCGAAGAUUUAAGAGAAAAAGAGAAUCGCUCCCGCGGAUUUCCGCGGAGAGUUUUUAUUCGCAACGUUUCGUAGGUGUAACUCCUAUAAGCAGGAAGAGAAGAAAUAAAAUAGUUUCUAAGUCGAUAUUGUGUUAUUAUUUAUACUCGUGAAACAAG